Molecule: messenger RNA, 1843 nt
Organism: Vigna unguiculata (cowpea)
Lineage: Eukaryota; Viridiplantae; Streptophyta; Magnoliopsida; Fabales; Fabaceae
Gene: SDG37
Product: SET domain group 37
Cellular component (GO): nucleus
Molecular function (GO): protein binding
Source: RefSeq, a predicted model, not a curated record
UUACCCGCAGAACGAGUUGCAGGUGAUGAAUAACCCGAACCCACUAAAACCAAAGGGAGAGGGAAACGAAGAGCGCAGAGGAACCGUCCUUCCACAUAGCAAUGGAGAAUUUGCAAAGUGCUCUUAAAGAUUAUAGCUUAUCAGUUUCCACCGUCCCAGAAAAGGGUCGUUCUCUCUUCGCUACAAGGGAUUUCUAUCCAGGGGAUGUGAUUAUAGGCCAAGAACCUUACGUUUGUGUUCCAAACAACUCCUCACUUUCCACCCCCAAAAGGUGCGAUGGAUGUUUCACUACAUCUAAUGUCCUUAGAAGGUGCUCACGUUGCCAUGUUGCAUACUAUUGCGGAACCGCAUGUCAGAGGUCAGAGUGGAAGCUACAUCGUCUUGAGUGUGAGGUCCUCUCAAGGCUUGACAAGGACAAGAGAGAAUCUGUCACACCAUCCAUACGGUUGAUGGUGAGACUUUAUCUACGGAGGAAGUUGCAAGAUGAUAAGGUCAUCCAAAGCACUGCUAUGGACAACUACAACUUGGUGGAGGCAUUAGUGGCUCACAUGUCUGAUAUCACAGAGGAGCAGCUGGUGCUUUAUGCACAGAUGGCUAAUCUUGUAUAUUCCAUAUUGCAAUGGCCAGAAAUCAAUAUAAAAGAGAUUGCAGAAAAUUUUUCUAAGUUUGCAUGUAAUGCUCAUACUAUUUGUGACAGCGAGUUAAGACCUGUGGGAACAGGAUUGUAUCCCGUAAUUUCCAUUAUCAAUCAUAGUUGUUUGCCCAAUUCUGUGUUGGUUUUUGAGGGAAGGUCAGCAUUGGUACGUGCUGUGCAACAUAUACCCGCAGGUACUGAGGUACUGAUAAGUUAUAUAGAGACUGCUGGAAGCACAAUAACUCGACAGAAGGCUCUCAAAGAGCAGUAUCUAUUCACUUGUACAUGUCCCCGCUGUUCUAAAAUGGGCCAGAAAGAUGAUAUACAAGAAAGUGCAAUUUUAGAAGGAUAUAGAUGCAAAUAUGAAAAAUGUGGUGGUUUCUUGCUUCGAACAACCGAUGGGAAAGGAUUUCAAUGCCAAGGUUGCCAACUAGUUAUGGGCAAGGAGGAGAUAAAGGAAAUUAUAACUGAAAUUGAAUUGCUAUCUGAAGAAGCAGCUUCUAAGUCUUCUUUCUCUUGCAGUUAUCAAGAAGUUAUUUCCAUUUAUAAAAGAAUUGAGAAACUGCAAACAAAGCUCUAUCAUCCUUUCUCAAUUAGUUUGAUGCAAACUCGAGAGAAGAUUUUGAAGUCAUUAAUGGAGCUGGAACACUGGACUGAAGCUUUAGCAUAUUGCAAAUUGACCAUUCCAUUCUAUGAAAAAGUGUAUCCAUCUGUUCACCCUCUGCUUGGAUUGCAAUAUUAUACUCGUGGGAAACUAGAAUGGUAUUUGGGAGAGACAGAGGAAGCUGUUAAAUCACUAACGAAGGCAGUGGAUAUACUACGGAUUACUCAUGGCACAAAUACACCUUUCAUGAAGGACCUUUUGAUGAAGUUGGAAGAAGCCCGUGCUGAAGCCUCUUACAAGUUCUCCUCCAUACACUACUAGAAUAACAACUGAAUCUUACCAAAGACAUGGAUGCCGUGCUUUCCGGUAUUCCAGUAUUAAUAUUGAGCUGGAGGAAAUUUUUGCACUAUUUACCUUCUAAUGGAAUGUUAAUUUUGUAUGUUGGGAUAGUGAUGCAAUUUGGAUCUAGCGCUGGAAUAGGGGUUGCAACAACGGUGAAAAAAUGUUUUCAAUUUUCUUCUCUUAUUUUGUUUAUGUUAACUACGUGACCACUUGCUUGGUAGCGCUGGAUUAGGGGUUGCAACAACGGUGAAAAAUGUUUUCAA